AUGCUUCACAUUCGCCGAUGCUCCGCCGUCCAGAUCCACCAAUCUUCUCGUAAUUCCGCUCCUCCUUCUAUUAGACGGCAGGAAGCGCUCCAGAAGACUGGCGGUUCCUCACCUCCCUCUGCCGGAGAUGUUGUUGUCGUCGUGUCUCGUCACUCGGCCCCUACGAACUGUUCCGUGGUUUGUAGAACUGUAACAAGGUUAGUAGUUCUCUUAUCCCUUCCGGCACCAACUGCUAGGGAGCUAACCGGGAUUCGUGACCGGAGGUUGGUCUUGCCGGCUAAGCUGGAAUUCCCAAACCCGAGGGAACCUCCAGAUCCACCAAUCCCGCCGGAUCCGCCGCCGAGGUACCUGUCUCCGGCUUCAUAUAUUGCUCUGAAGACCCUGUCACCGUACUUCAUUGUCGCUUCUCCGGAGUUGUGGAAAUCUCGAGCCGCUAAGUCUGAUGCCCCACCCGACGCCGCCUCUGUGUUAUUGGGCCCAGUGGGCUUUACACAUGAUGGGUAUUUGCGAGCUCGAUAUCUUCUCUAUAGAGAGAAGAUCAAAGUUUUCUGGAUUCUCAAAUCCUGUAAUGUACUCUCGGUGGACGAGUUCAAUUCCACAAUCUUCCAUCCCUUUGAGCAUGGUCGUAUUUUCUUCCCUCUCAUGGAGAGUGGUCGAAUCCCCGUGCGUUAUGCCGGGAACUUCAAAGUCACUUGGUAA
Messenger RNA from Arabis nemorensis, 699 nucleotides. NCBI's taxonomy places the organism in Eukaryota, Viridiplantae, Streptophyta, Magnoliopsida, Brassicales, Brassicaceae. The record is from the annotation of a GenBank genome assembly.